UCCUGUUAAAAAGAGUCCAGCGACUCCACUGGUUCAAGCUGUAAACCUGUAAGGUUACGUUAGAGAAUAACUUUACGAGUGUAGGCUAUAUCUUUAGCCCCAUGUGGCUACUAAACGGCUAAAUAGGAUUAUGUCCGUAAGAGGUGGAGUGUAAACACACUGGCUUUGUCUUCAAACCACCUGAGUUGCCUGCUUAGACAGCAUUUUAGAACAAGUGCUCGUAAACCUCGACACCAAACUCGACUGGGAUGCACUACAUUGCUCAGGCUUCUGUGAAUAAGAGCCAUUUGUUUUCUGGUUAGGUAGCUUGUUUGAUUGUGAAACACGAGUCAUAACGAGGAAGCGCGUCGCUCCCUGAGGUCUGGACACAUGAAGACAGGCUGCGAUGAGUAAAGAUGCCUCCGCCGCACAGAGUGUUCGCGCUGCCCAGACAACAGUCCCUGCUGCUGCCCGCGGUCAUCAACCCGUUCGUGCACGACCUGAGCUUAAGCACAGCCGACAAAACCAAAUGUUUUCUUCUAGGAAUUAUCCUUGUGCCGCUCCGUGCCAUUUUCUUGCUUCUAGUUCUCAUGGUCAUGUGGCCUGUUUCUGUCAUAAUAACAUUCGGACAGUCUCUGAAAGGAGCGGUGGAGCCCAUGACUGGCUGGAGAAGGUUCCUGCACAAAAGGGUGAUGACCUUUCUUGGCCGAAUGUAUUUCUUUGGGAUGGGCUUCAAGGUGGUGGUGAAGGGGAAGAAGGCCAGCACUUUAGACGCCCCCAUUCUAGCUGUGGCCCCCCACUCUUCUUUCUUUGAUGCCAUCGCCUGUAUUGAAUCCGGUCUGCCCUCUACCGUAUCCCGCAUAGAGUCUCUAGAAGCACCAAUCUUUGGCAGGUUUUUGCGUUGUGUUCAACCAGUGCUGGUUUCACGCACUGAUCCAGACUCUCGUAGAAACACUAUUAUUGAGAUUGAAAGGAGAGCAAAGUCAGGAGGACAUUGGCCACAGGUGCUCAUCUUUCCUGAAGGAACAUGUACAAACAGAUCAUGUCUUAUUACUUUCAAGCAAGGUGGCUUUGUCCCUGGGGUCCCAGUGCAGCCUGUUCUUAUCAGAUACCCAAAUAAGCUGGAUACAGUCACAUGGACAUGGCAGGGCCCAAAAUCGGCCAGACUACUGCUGCUCACACUCUGUCAGCUCUGUACUACAGUGGAGGUCGAGUUUUUGCCCCCUCAAGUACCUACUGAGAUGGAGAAGAAGUGUCCUCUGAAGUUUGCUCAGUCAGUGAGAGCUGUCAUGGCUGAGUCUCUGCACCUGCCAGUCACAGACCACACUUACGAAGACUGCCGUUUGAUGAUUGCUGCUGGAGAACUGACUUUGCCUAUGGAGGCUGGGCUAGUGGAGUUUACCAAGAUCAGCAGAAAAUUGGAAUUAAAAUGGGACAAUGUGAAGAAGGAGUUGGAGAGUUUUGCCAACAUAGCUUGUUCUUGCAAAGGCGGGAGGAUCACCGUUGAGGAAUUUGCCAGCUUCCUCAAAUUACCCAUCAGCCCAGCUCUACAGCAGCUCUUCGCUCUGUUCGACAGGAAUGGGGACGGCACUAUUGAUUUCAGAGAGUAUGUCAUUGGUGUCACGGUUCUGUGCCGACCAGCUAAUAAUGAGGAAGUCAUUCAGACUGCUUUUAAGUUGUUUGACAUUGAUGAGGAUAACUGUAUCACACAAGAGGAGUUCAGCAGUUUGCUACGUUCAGCUCUUGGAGUGUGUGAUCUCGACGUCCACAGCCUCUUCAGAGAAAUUGAUGCAGAUGGAUCAGGACACAUAACUUAUGAUGAGUUUCGCUCCUUCGCUCUCACGCAUCCGGAAUAUGCCAAGCUCUUUACCACCUACAUCGAGCUCCAGCGUUACCAGGGUCUGCAAGGGGACGAGACUGACUCUGACAGUGCUUUUUCUCACUGCUGUACUGCUGCUUUUGAUGAGCAUCAGGAGGACAGUGCCUCCGAUAAGAAAGAUGACUGACUCGGAUGAAGGAGAUUGAGCAUGCAGACACAAUGGUAAUACUCCAAGCCAUGCCAUCUGAACGUGUGCCUUAAGCCUGCAUGGGUGGGGUGCUUCUGCACACGAGCACAUGCCCUAUCAGAAAAUGUAGUUUUCUGUUUACAGCAUCAAGUGUUUCAUAAACUAUUUAAUGAUUUAUUUAAAAGCUUGUUUAUAUGUAUAAGCAUGCUGAAACUGUUCUUAUUGUAAUGCAGGUAAAAACAUACCUGCAGCUUUUAGACUUAAUGGCCUGUAAUUCCACAGUUUUAUAUGAUAUCUAAUUAAUAAAUAUGAAUUGCUUAUAUAUAAUUUUGGGGAAAGGUUGGCUUUUUUUUAGAUCGAAUACUGUCAA
Danio aesculapii is the source of this 2355-nucleotide messenger RNA. It is a transcript of the gene lpcat2, whose product is annotated as lysophosphatidylcholine acyltransferase 2. Lineage: Eukaryota; Metazoa; Chordata; Actinopteri; Cypriniformes; Danionidae. Gene Ontology annotation, cellular component: endoplasmic reticulum. The transcript is spliced from 14 exons. Gene Ontology annotation, molecular function: 1-acylglycerophosphocholine O-acyltransferase activity; calcium ion binding. The record is from RefSeq and is a predicted model, not a curated record. The coding region runs from base 396 to 1985 and encodes 529 amino acids.